Messenger RNA from Aphis gossypii (cotton aphid), 1288 nucleotides. RefSeq lists its product as uncharacterized. The transcript is spliced from 3 exons. NCBI's taxonomy places the organism in Eukaryota, Metazoa, Arthropoda, Insecta, Hemiptera, Aphididae. The coding region runs from base 265 to 1224 and encodes 319 amino acids. The record is from RefSeq and is a predicted model, not a curated record.
GAUAACGCUAUCUAUCCUUGUUGUUGUUACCGGCAUAUUACCAUUUGAAAAAUUAUAGUAUAACAAGCAUGUAGAGUCUUGUCUGCAUUACAAACAAUAGUAUUAUUCAAUAAUCUAACAUGUUCUGACAUGCAUACUUUAAACCUGUAGAAGAAAUCCCUACCAUAAAAUAUACAUGUGAGGGUUUCAAAAUCUGAAAUGAAAUCAGUCUAUCACCACUCUUCGUUCGAUUAAGUGCGUUGUUCUGUGAUUAAAUUUUUGAGUAUGGCUGGUUCGAUUGAAAACAUGCGUGCUGUUUACAAGAAGAAUGUUUUUACAUAUGUGCCUCCGUCACCACCAGCUAACCUAAUCGAUUGCAGUAAUUUUUUCCUUGAUUUUUCAUCUCGCAAGUUUUUAAACAUCGGACUCGAUCCGACAGAUGAAUUCAACACCGUGAUUCACAUUAUAACACCAUCACGUUUUGUAAAUAUUUCCGCCGAUUUUCUCAAACGUAUUUUCCGACUUAUGGGGAACAUUUUAUCAUUUAUACUUGAACAACCACAAAAGUAUAAGCGUAAUUUAUUUUUGGAUUCCGAUUCAAUUACAAUAUCUAGUAUGGUGUACCAAGGAGAGAAUAUGCUCAUUAUAGAGUCUAAAAUUCAAGACGGAUGUCGCAUACUGUUAAAUCGUAACGACUUAUUAAAGUUACAAGAUUUAGAGUGGUCAAUUUUCGAGAUCAUCGAGAGAAAAACCAAAAUCGUUAAACCGCUCGUAAUACAACAAAUUAAUCAAAUCGCAUCAUACUUAAAAACAAAUACCAAGGUUGAAACUAGAACGCUUGAAGAUAUGACAAUUCGCGUGAAAAACAUUAACAACAUUUGCAUUGCAACACAUGUAAAUGACUACAAUUUCACAAGUCAGCUUCAAUUACAUGCAGCUAAACAUAUCGCACAAAGAUGGUUGGACGAAUUAGAAAAAGAUGAGGGAUACGAGAAACCUUUUUCACCGCCAUCAUUUUACACUAUAUUUAAUGAGGAAAUUCUUUCUGAUAUCUCCCCUCCAUCACAGACAAGCUGUACAGACGAAAACGAUGGACCAUACGGCCCGCAAUACAAUACUUAUACAGACGAAAACGAUGGACCAUACGGACCGCAAUACAAUACUUAUACAGACGAAAACGAUGGACCAUACGGACCGCAAUACAAUACUACCAACUCACUACCCAAAAGACGACACACUGUUUAAUAUACUUUUGUGUAAAAAUAUUUUUGUAUAAAAUUUGUAUAGUAUUUGUGUAAAAUAAAAACAA